Molecule: messenger RNA, 1800 nt
Organism: Megalobrama amblycephala (Wuchang bream)
Lineage: Eukaryota; Metazoa; Chordata; Actinopteri; Cypriniformes; Xenocyprididae
Product: cortexin-2
Exons: 2
Coding region: 304-636 (110 amino acids)
Source: RefSeq, a predicted model, not a curated record
UGGUUGGAUUGUGAACAACACAUUGCCAUAUCAUGCGUGCGACUUCACGUUGUUCAAGAGAAAUCUUCACGUUUGGGGAAAUUGAGCCAGGCUUUAUAGGGAGUGCCAGGGCAGAUCGUGAGCACUGGCAUCAAAGAAGUGAACCAUUAAAGGGUCAGCGACUACCACAGAAACCGACGCUUUGAGAGAAUGAAUCAGGGGGCAUGACAAAACCAGUCAGAAAUGGAUUCGAUCGCCUUAAGAUGAGAGAGAUAAUUGACUCAAGGCUACUUACUGUCCUCAGCGAGCUGAAUCAUUCCACUCAUGUGCAUCAGUAAUAAUGCCUCUAAACAAGAACCUGUUGAUCACGAAUGUGGCGAAAAUGGCCACGUGCCCCUGACCCGUGCCGACAAACUGGAGAGGAUGGCCGAGCAUCUUCACAGCAGCACGCUGUCUGCGUCUGGGGCCAACCAGCCCAUCCCUUUCCUCACGCUGGAACAGAAGGCUGCCUUCGUCUUCGUCCUCCUCCUCUUCAUCUUUCUGGGGCUGCUGAUCGUGCGCUGCUUCCGAAUCCUUCUGGAUCCGUACAGCAGCAUGCCGAGUUCCACGUGGACAGACUAUAUGGAAAAAGACACGUUCGACUACCGCAUUGCCUGAGCUGCUAGCCAGAUUUCGGGCUGGGAGACAUGCGAUGAUUACCUCACACGCGCACACACACACACCGACACACACAACCACCACCACACCUCCUCCACCUCAGAGCCGACUGUAUCCCUCAAGUGUUGUUGUUUCGUGAUGGUGGUUUUGUGUACUUGUGGGUCUGGAUUUUUCCAUUUGAAAACUGCACUUAAAACCCACUUUCAUGUCUCAUGUGUUCUGACAGGGUUUUUCAACUCAUAGCUUCCACUACUGAUGUCACGUUCGGCAUGGCUGAAAAGUCUUAGCGAUGAAUCUUUUAUGUUCGAAACCAGCCAAAUAGCUUUAUUACAGACAAACAAUAUGGUUAAUUAUUUUCUAUGUCCAAAGAAUGACAAAUUAACAAUUCCGAAAUUGGAAAAUAAAAAAGUAGGGUAAUCCAUUUCUCAAUGAUUCAUUCCACACUUAUCAUAAAAGCACAGUGCAUUGGUUCCAGGAUGAUUACAUUCUCUGAGCUCUUCGGUUUGGGACUCUUGAGCUUUGCGCCUUAUAAAUCCGUGUGUUUACAGAACAGCCAGAGAAACUGGCCCUGCUGUUAUUCAGCUAAAUGUCAAUCAAUGUACUGACCUACCAGCCUCUGUGGGCAAAUUGAAUGUUUGAUUUGCCAGGUCCUUUCCCUGCCUCUCUCUACAGUGUUCUUAAUAGGAUGAGUCGGAUUUCCUCUCUGUUGUUCUUCAGUAUUUGCUGAUGUUGAAAUGGACUGUUCUAUCAAACGUUUGCCGUUCUGCCCGGGCUAUCAGCGCAGUGUUUCUUUCCUUCUCAAAGUCUGGUUCACCUGUGAUUUGCUUGACUUACAUGUUCAAUAGAAAUGAAGCUGAAAUAAACAGGUGCGAUAUGUGUCUUGCGUGCAGAGGAGGUCAAUAUUGCCAUUUAGGUGCAACUUAGCUAUUGCUUUCGAGUCAGUAUUGCGGCGGUGUUAUUUCUUAAUGACAACGACCUGCUGUUCUCACAACGCACAUUGUGUCUUAGCUGAGUGGUGUGUACAGUAUAUUUGAGCCUUUAAAAUGCAGAGAGAUGCUGGUGACUUUAUGAGAAAAUGUGCCAUGUAGUUUACAAGUGGCUUUUGCAUUUUAAUGUGCUUUUAUAUUUGUUUCCAAAUAAAAAAAAAGAUAUGUUUACAUCUCA